CAUUUUUGGGCUUUCAGUAGCUAGCUAACUAGCAGAUUCGCUAGCAAUAAGGCAUAUCACAGACUUCAGGUGAAUGAAUUUAUUAAUUAGACCGUAGCUAACUGUUACGUCGAAUUAUAUCUUCGGUAAAAUGGCAUCCGGGAUGACGGGCCAAACCUCGUGCCUUAAUAGUAGAUGGGAUCAGGCCAGCCCCAGGGUGGAAAGGCUGUCGGGCUUCUUGGGCUCACAUUCUGGCCCUGUGCCUGUGGUGUCUCUGGCAGGCUACACAGGGGAUCUGGGCAGCGUAGCCACCGUAACCGCCAAUUCCUCAGUUCCUAGCAAUACGACGACCGUGACGUCGUCCGCCAUGCCUGUAGCUGGAGCUGCGCCCCCGUCUGAGGAUGCCUCUGCCCCACAGGGGGGCGUGGAGCUGGCUGCCGCCAUGGCUGCCAAAAUCAACGCCAUGCUGAUGGCCAAGGGCAAACUGAAGACCCCUCCACCCUUGCCUAAUAAGAUUGUGCACACUGUGACGGUUUCCAGCACGGCAGAUGAGCUGGUUGUCACUGAAGUGGACAUCAACGACGUGCCCAUAAACUGCAGGAACCUGCUCACGAAAGGGAAGACUCAGGAAGAGAUUCGCCGGUAUAGUGGGGCAGUCGUGUCAACAAAAGGGUUCUACAUGAGUGGCGCAGAGAAAACGCAGGCCAAAGGAGUAGACCGGCCUUUGUAUUUGCACGUUCAGGGAAAGAGUCAAGAGGAAGUUAACAAGGCGGUGUUGCGCAUUAAGGAGAUGAUCUCUGAGGACCUCCUGCGUUCUCAGCCGGGACAGCCGCGGCCCCCCAUCCCUACGCUGACCGUGUACCCCCAGCCUCCCAGAUCCUCGGCCCUGCCACAGGCCUCGUGCCCCCCUGCCCUGCCGCUCCGCCUGCCUCCCCCGGCUCCCUCCGCCCCUCCGAGCCAAAGACCGUCUGCUCCUUACGGCAGCCACUCAGGGAAUUUUGUGCACACAAAGAUAUUUGUUGGCCUGGAUCAGGCGUUGCCCUCAUUCAACGUCAAUGAGAAGGUGGAGGGCCCAGGGGGGAGCUACCUGCAGCACAUCCAGAGUGAGACGGGGGCACGGGUGUUCCUGCGGGGGAAAAGCUCCGGGUACAUAGAGCAGGCUUCCCGGCGAGAGUCCUUCGAGCCUCUUUACCUUUACAUCAGCCACCCAAACUCUACAGGACUGGAAGCUGCCAAGAAGCUCUGUGAGAGCCUGCUGGAAACUGUGCGAGCCGAGCAUACCCAGAUGGUGUCCGUCUACACGGCGACUGGCUCCACUCAAGCAUACCCAGCUCAUGGAUACCCAGCUAAUAGCAAUUACAGUAGCCCAGUGUCCUGGUAUAACUACCCAAAUGGGUACCCUGGCGGCUAUUCUGCAUACCCAGGAUCCAGUGGUUACUGGAGUAAUGCAAAUGGCCAUCCCAGUCUUUCUAACAUUUCGACAACCCCUCAAUCUUCUCAGGCUAUGGUUCAGUAUCCAGUGUGUCCUAGGAAACCACCUCCUUACCUGGCACAGGGAACUGGGACCAGUUACACCCCCACCAACGACUGCUCCUCGCCUAGCGCUUCCCCUCCUGGCAGUCCAAAGAGACGCUUUCUGGACUCUGAGGAGAGCCCUGAAGCUCCGGACUGUGAAUCAGUGCCCGCAUCGCCUGAGCCAUCCAUCUCACCCCCCCUCCCCUGCCCAGAGGACAGUACUGCAGAAAGGUGCCCCUCCUGUUUAUACCUGCUGCUCUUCCACGCACUCCCAGCAGAAGGAGUGAUGUUUGCUAGCAGCAUUGAUGCUGAUGCCCCCGCCUCCUGCCCCCUCAACCGCCGCCGUGCCACGCAAGAGGCCGAGGGAAGCGGUGGAAGCCACCAGCGAUUCCGAGGAUUCAGGUGUGGGUGACCCUCCAUCACCGAAGACCAAACCCCUGGGAGGGCUGUCAGGGUUGGUCCCUUACGGCGGGGACUCCUCCGAUGAAGAGGAGGACAGGACUCACGUCAGUAAGAAGGCUUCACUGUGAGCCACUCAGGCCAUCUGUAUUAAGGUGUAUGUAAGCAUCCCCUGCUGAGACCUCAGGCUUCGUUGUACAUUCUCGCAUUGGCCUGUCCCAUUGAAAUCAGGAUUUCUAAUAAUUAUUACUCCAAGUACUUCAGUUUUAUUUGAAUUUGUGUAUCAACCACCCCUAUUUUCAUCACUAGCUAUGGACCAGUCCACCUGACGGAUACAUGCUUACCUUCAUUGAAUCUUUUCUCAUAUUGGAAAUUGCUGUUAAACCUGUUCCCAUGGAAUACGUGUAAUAAAAUAUUUUAAUGAU
This is a messenger RNA of Conger conger (European conger), 2318 nucleotides long. Its product is annotated as KH homology domain-containing protein 4-like. The coding region runs from base 131 to 1906 and encodes 591 amino acids. The record is from RefSeq and is a predicted model, not a curated record. Gene Ontology annotation, cellular component: nucleus. Gene Ontology annotation, molecular function: RNA binding. The transcript has 14 exons. Lineage: Eukaryota; Metazoa; Chordata; Actinopteri; Anguilliformes; Congridae.